CUCUCUCUCCCCCUCCCCCCUCCCCCAACUGAACAGGAGCUCCAACUGCAAGCCAGCAGACCUUACCUCCGAUCCGAGCUGCACCGCCUCCAAACCUCAUCCUCGUCACGAACACCCGCCUGCGCGCGCCCUUUUCAAAUCCCACCUAAUCCGACACAACCAAAACCAAGAAGACAGGAAAGAAAUUCGCCCAAGAUGAACCACAUAACCAACCCAAACGAACCCUUCCCAACCCCCUCCGCCCUCGCCGCCGCAACAACAACCCACACCCAGCGCAACUUCCGCGUCGCCUCCCGCAAGCUCCCCAUCUCCAAAGCCGGUCCCAUCGACGACAUGACAGCCUCCCUCGGCAUCCCCGUCCCCGAAAUGAUCUUUGGCGACAACCUCGUCUCCGUAUCCCACAUGCCCACGGGCUGGUCCAUCGCCUUCAACGCCUACGACGCGCUCGACGCCGUUGACAAGACGGACAAGAAGAUGUUGCAGGUCGCCUACGCGCGCGACUGGUCGUCCUCGCGCGAGAAGACGAGCGCGGGCAUCAAGGAGGUCGUGAAGCCAUAUGACUGGUCGUACUCGACCGAGUACCGGGGGACACUGGAGGAACCUACGAGGAGCGCGGGCGCCGCGGACGCGCAGCAGGGAGAGGCGGGGGAGGAGAACAAGAAUAAGCUCGAGGAGACGACGACGAGGAUGAUCCCCCUCGAACUCCUCAAGCGCCGCGAUCCGAUCCUCUUCUUUGACGAUGUGGUGCUCUUCGAGAGCGAGCUCGACGACAACGGCAUCUCCAUUGUCAGCGUCAAAGUCCGCGUGCACGAGAAGCGCAUGCUGCUGCUGUGCAGGCUCUUCAUGCGGCUCGACAAUGUGAUUGUGCGGAUCCGGGACACGAGGGUGUAUGUCGACUUCGAGACGGACGAGGUUAUUCGGGAGUACACGGCCAAGGAGGAUAGCUUUGACAGCGUCAAGCGGUCGCUGUUCAUGGAGGGGCGGUUGCCGGAUGACAUUGUCAUCGCACUUCGUGACCCAAACUUGCUCUACAAUUUGCUGCCAACUGUCGAGCAGACGGUACAGAGCGUGUUCCUCAAGAAAUGAUGACGGGCUGUGCUUAACCCCUCGCGUGUUGCUUCAUAAGAACAUCCCUCCUUGCGAGGGGGAUGGCUGGCGUUUUGGGCCAAGGAAAGGCGUUUCGGAUGAACCAGGGAAAAGUUUUACGGCAUCGCACUUUGGGUAUAUCACAGUUGCCUCAGGGGAAUUAAAUGACCAACAAUUCUUGCGAAGAAAUGAACUAAGCUCUGUUUGUGUCACUUGACUGCAGUCUCUCUGGGGUAAUCGUAAAUAAUGAAC
This is a messenger RNA of Colletotrichum godetiae, 1338 nucleotides long. RefSeq names its product TIP41-like family-domain-containing protein. The transcript is spliced from 2 exons. Bases 196 to 1086 code for a protein of 296 amino acids. NCBI's taxonomy places the organism in Eukaryota, Fungi, Ascomycota, Sordariomycetes, Glomerellales, Glomerellaceae. Gene Ontology annotation, cellular component: cytosol. The record is from RefSeq and is a predicted model, not a curated record. Gene Ontology annotation, biological process: TOR signaling.